AGCUUUUUUUUCCCCCGACAUCUUAGGGAGGCUGCAGUGGUCGUCGCCACUCUCCGAACUUCAUCAUGCCGCCCAAGGAUGACAAGAAGAAGAAAGAUGCCGGAAAGUCGGCCAAAAAAGACAAAGACCCAGUAAAUAAGUCCGGUGGCAAGGCCAAAAAGAAGAAGUGGUCCAAAGGCAAAGUUCGGGACAAGCUCAACAAUCUAGUCCUGUUUGACAAGGCUACAUACGACAAACUCUGUAAGGAAGUGCCCAACUAUAAACUUAUUACUCCAGCCGUGGUCUCUGAGAGACUGAAGAUUCGCGGUUCCUUGGCCAGGGCAGCUCUUCAGGAGCUCCUUAGUAAAGGGCUUAUCAAGCUGGUUUCAAAGCACAGAGCCCAAGUAAUUUACACCAGAAACACAAAGGGUGGAGAUGCCCCAGCUGCUGGUGAAGAUGCAUGAACAGGUUCAAUCAGCUGUACUUUUGGAAAAAUAAAACUUUAUUAAAUCAAAAAAAAAAAAAAAA
Microtus ochrogaster (prairie vole) is the source of this 507-nucleotide messenger RNA. RefSeq names its product small ribosomal subunit protein eS25. The record is from RefSeq and is a predicted model, not a curated record. Lineage: Eukaryota; Metazoa; Chordata; Mammalia; Rodentia; Cricetidae.